UAAUUUUUUUUCUUCUCUCUAAACAAAAUCAAACCAAACCCUUAUUCCAUUUUUCCUCUUUUAAUUUCUCCCUUUUGCUCUCUCUGUGUGUGAAAAAAAAAUGAAAAUGGAGGAUUUGGACCCAACUGCAUGUUUCAUGGUGGAUGAUGACCUUCUCAACUUCUCUUUGGAAGAUGAAACUGUUGAAGAAGAUGAUGAAAAAUCAACUAUUACUAGCAAAGACCCACUUUCUUAUUCUUCUUCGUCUUCAACAAACCCUCUUGUUAGUCUUCUUCCCCACCCUGAAUGUGUAGAAGAAGAAUUGGAAUGGCUGUCAAACAAAGAUGCAUUUCCAGCGAUAGAGUUUGGCAUUCUUUCCGAGAACCCGGGUAUGGUAUUUGAUCACCAUAGCCCGGUUUCGGUGCUGGAGAAUAGUAGCAGCACUAGUCACAGCAGUGGCAAUGGUGUUGUUAAUGGAAAUGCUUAUACGAGCUGCUGUGUCAACUUAAAAGUUCCGGUUAAUUACCCUGUUCGUGCACGGAGCAAGAGAAGACGUAGAAGACGGAGAGGUGGGUUUGCUGACAUGCCAAGCGAGCAUUGUCUGCCGGUGACACAACCAAGUUUCAAGAACGUUAAGCAGCGUGAGCCAUUGCUUUCGUUACCAAUGAAUUCAGCUAAGAGUGCUGCUAGCAUUGGGAGGAGGUGCCAACACUGUGGAGCUGAUAAGACCCCACAAUGGCGGGCAGGCCCUCUGGGGCCGAAAACACUGUGUAAUGCUUGUGGGGUGCGCUAUAAGUCAGGCAGGCUGUUGCCAGAGUAUCGCCCGGCUAAUAGCCCUUCUUUCUCGGCUGCUGCGCAUUCCAACUCCCACCGGAAGGUUUUGGAGAUGAGAAAGCAUAAGAUUGGAGUGGGAGGAAUGUUGAUUCAUGAAGCUUGUGGAUAUAGAGUAGAACAGUAGUGAGUCAUCUGCAGCGUCUUUUCGGAUAUUUUUCUUCAUUUACUAUAGUUAGCAUAGACUAUAGGUUUUUGUUGUAAUGGUCUUGAUGGUCAGUGAUUUGCUUUGGUUUUCCAUCAAAAUCCACUAGGAAUUUUGAACUUAGUUUGUUUUAUUAUAUGCUUUUAAGAUAGAAAUCCAGAAAGAAGAGCUCCUAACAAAGAUUUGGUUGUUUUUU
Molecule: messenger RNA, 1151 nt
Organism: Solanum verrucosum
Lineage: Eukaryota; Viridiplantae; Streptophyta; Magnoliopsida; Solanales; Solanaceae
Product: GATA transcription factor 1
Exons: 2
Coding region: 101-937 (278 amino acids)
Biological process (GO): regulation of DNA-templated transcription
Molecular function (GO): sequence-specific DNA binding; zinc ion binding
Source: RefSeq, a predicted model, not a curated record